AUAAAAAGCCUCAAGUACAGUCAAUAAGAACAACACAAGACACUUAACAGUCCCUUAGAGAACAUACAAAUUCUACACAAACAAAAAUCUAAAAUAUUUCAAAACAUGAAGUUGGUCAUUACUUUAGCUGUUGUUUGCCUAAUGGCCUCUGCCUUAGCUUCACCUUUAGAGCUAAACGAUGAACAGAAAGUCAAAGCUAAGCAAUAUUUCGAGGAGUGCAUUAAACAGGAGAACGUGUCCGAUGCUGAUGCCGAAAAAUUGCGCAAAAAGGAUUUCGCCAAUCCCUCUAAGAAUUUGAAAUGUUUCGGUACUUGUUUCUUUGAAAAAGUCGGUACUUUGAAGGACAGUAAAGUGCAGGAAGAUGUGGUUUUGGCAAAGUUGGGUUCCAUUAUAGGUGAGGAAAAGACCAAGGCUAUUUUAGCUAAAUGCAAAGAUGUUAAAGGUGAAGAUCGUUGUGAUACCGGUUUCAAAUUGUAUGAAUGUUUUGAAAGUGCUAAGGCUGAAGUGAUGGCAACUUAUUGAUUUAAGUAAGAAUUUGUUGUUAUUAAAAGUAUUUUAUGUAAAGAGUGUAUAUUAAAGGGUUUUAAAUAAAUAUUUUAAAAUUAA
Messenger RNA from Lucilia sericata (common green bottle fly), 606 nucleotides. RefSeq names its product general odorant-binding protein 56a-like. Gene Ontology annotation, biological process: sensory perception of smell. NCBI's taxonomy places the organism in Eukaryota, Metazoa, Arthropoda, Insecta, Diptera, Calliphoridae. The record is from RefSeq and is a predicted model, not a curated record. The transcript has 2 exons. Bases 106 to 522 code for a protein of 138 amino acids. Gene Ontology annotation, molecular function: odorant binding.